CUGAUAGAGUACAUCAAAAAGAAGCAAAAGUCUCCGCGCGACGACGACGACGGUAGUAGCAAAAGCAAAAGCCACAUUCUCCAUCUUAAGUUUUCUUCGCGGUGUGUCGCGACUGUGAUGUGCAGAAAGUAAUUUCGCGAAAAUUAGUGCUUACAGUUGCAAUUCGGCGGUAAUGCAUUCUUCGUCAACUUGUAAAACUCUUUUUCCCUAGGAUUGUGGUGUCAUUUUGCAGCAUUCAAGUGGCUGAUGUCAAAGUGCAACGAUUAUCGAAGCGCUAAAAGUAGUCUGUGAAAUUGUGUAGGCUCAGGAGCUCUGAAGGAAAAUCAAGGGAUAGUUACAGUGGAAGAAUCAUUUUCCGUGUUGCUGUGACUCGAGCUGCCCUGGAUUUAUAGGUGGAGCUGCUUAUGAUUCAGAGUAAAGUUAAUCUGCACUCGCUGAAAGAUCCGAAGGAAGCAUCUAUAAAUUCGAUUGGUUUAUGUGUCCAAUGAAAAGCAGAACGCGGUUCUGGAUGACGAGUGGAAAUGGCCGCGGCCGUCGAGGAGCCUGACCUGUUCAAUGGGCUGGAGAUUACCGAAAUGGACGAGUUAAACAUGGAGAACGGGGAGGAAUAUGUUUUUAUUCCGUCGGACAAUGAGAACGACGAAGAGAAUGGCAGCGGUGGCGAUCACGAUUCGUUGGCAAGUCAAUCGAUAUUUGAGCGCGCAACAGUUCCUGCCGUUUUGCAUUCGCAGGUUGUUCAAAGGAUAGAGGUUAAGGAAGGAAAUGGUACUAGAAUGAAUUCAACCGAUGUUAGUACGGAGACGGUGCUUCCACGAAUUGAUUUGGCCACUUUGCUGCAAAGAACUGUCGGCGAUGAAACUGAUAGUGAAACGGAAGAAACUGCACGCGCCGUAGAAAACAUGAAAAUGUCAGUUGGAUCUCAAGUAUCUAAAAAACAUGCAAACGACAGCUUCGUAGUACGCUAUGAUUUAUCGUUAGACACACAAGCUUUAUUGAGUAUUGGUCAGUCAGAAAUAAUGACUUUGGAUCCAACAGUAAACGAUUUUGGAAUAAUGAUCAAAGAAGAAAUUGACAUCGAGGAAGCAGUUGUUAAUUUUCCUGAAGAAGAAGCGGAAGAUGUUACAGCUCCUCAUUUACAGGAUGAAAUUAUUGACCAUGAUGAACAUCACUUGGGCAGUGAAGUAAUUACACUUGAUUCCGAUGCUGCUGAGAGCGAAGCUGAAGAAGACUGUGUUUUAAUGUCUUUGAUAGAACAGUGUCCCGUUCCUAUCAAAGAAGAGGGACCUCAUGAAGACAGAACUCCUGUAGAAAAUGAUCACGCCUACACUUCGCAGACUGAAGAAACCACUGGAGCUGCUGUGAAAACUGACAAGCAACUCAACAUUCAAACGCUUGUUGAUAUAUCCAAACAAUUAUUAGAGGAAGAUGAUUCUCCUGUGUGUAAUAUAGAUGAAACGCUUAAAAGUAUUGCAACAAUUGAAAAGCACGUUAAUUCACUUAAAGAAAAAAUUCUAUCACAUCGUGAAAUAAACACUUCUAUUACUGUGCAGGGAAUGACUUCCAAUGAAACACUACCUGCUAAUUUUGAGCCAGUUACUCCAGCUGAACCUUUACCUAGUGAUCAAGAUGUUUCUGAACCCGUACUUCCUGCUGACACUGCGAAUUUGGGGCAAGAUAUGAACGAAGCAGAUAAUCUGUCGGUAGUACUUUCAGAGAAUUGCUCAGAGCGACUAGAGUGCAACUCUGUAUCCGACUUGGCCAUGUCCGCAUCAUCAGACGUCAACGAAGUUGUAUCAACUAUACUUAUGGAUGAUAAUAUCCCGAAAAGAUUAUCCACGGAUAGCGAUGCCGAUAUUUCGUCUCUCGAAGAUGUUAUGACGAAUAACUUAUCAAGAAUAUUAUCCCCACACCGUUCAGAACCACUAGAAGCAGUUAAUGAUAUCCAAGUGGAGAUGAACUGCGAUCAAGUAGGUGAAACUAUUGAGGUUGCUCAGUGUGGAGCACCGUCUGCGGUAACAGAAAUUGAAACUGCCACUGUGGAAAAAUGCAACGCUGAUGGUAUUGAAAACGGGGAUGAAGCAGAACAAAGUGACAAAACCAUCAACAAAAAACAAUUGUUUAUUGCCAGUAUCGAUGAUUUAAUAGCAUAUGGUGAAAUUUUCGCCAACGAAUGUCAAAUUUGGGGCAAUAAAAUAAAGAAACAUCAGAAGCAACCUGAACCUGCUGGUGAAACAGAUAACACAUUCGAAGGAAAAGAGACUUCAACAACAACUGACGAAUCUAAUCGAUUUGAAGUAUUCGUUGCUAGACUCACAGAAAGUAUGCAGCGUCUUUCUUCUACCGAAUGUCCCCCUAAAGAUUUUCCAUUAACCGUAGGAAAGGUUAGUGUUUCUGUUCAAACUGAAAAACGAAAGCUUUCAGCGAAAGUUUUGAAUGAAAAGUACAAGCAGCGAUUGCUUAGCUCUUUAGCAGCUGUCGAGGCCGUCUACAGUGAUUCGUCAGUUGGUGAGGAAUCUUAUGCAUCCAAUGAUGGGGCAGAUUCUUGCGAUUCUGUAAACUCUGCCAGGCCUGACCUUGAUUCUGACGAUGAGGCCUUCGAAAGACGGCAAAAUCGGAGAAAAAAUAAACGUCUAAAGCGAGAGAAAAUGCUUUCAAGAGAUUUCACCGAAGGAUCUGAAAAAGAAACUAAAGAUGAAAAGGACGAUGCUUCUGAAGCAGACGUAAACCCUGCUAGGAAACGUAAUGUCAAUCGCUUAAAAAGUACUGAUUCGUGUGAUGUUGGCAAUAGAGAACGGGAGGACUCAUCGGAGCCUGAUCUUUCUCAGUAUUUGAUUCCUAAAACUCCACUCUCAUCUGCUAUUGGAACAGUGGAAGACGAUAUUUCGGUCAAAAAUGAACCAUAUUCAGAGAACGACUCCGAACCGGUCUGCAGGAAGCGUAUUAUUCGCACUGACAGUGUCGAUUACGGCAAUGAUGGAGACGAUGAGGGUGGAAACGAAUCAAUCGUAAGAAUGGAACAAGAGGAUAAUUUGGAUCCAUCGGUGAAGCUUGAAUCAUCGUUGAGCAUAUCAGCUUUGCAAAAUACGAACAGCGAACAAAAAAUGGUUGAAGAGAAUGACGAAGCACGCAGCAGUAGAGAUAGUGAGGAGCAAUCGGACAGUGAAUUAUUAGACGAUGUAUUGCCACCGGUAGAUGAUAUUUUGUUGGAUGUGGAUGAUAUACUACCCGCUGCGGAAGGCGUUGUACAGGAUUAUCUUGUAGAGGAAGAAGUCCGAACAGAACAGGACGUUAUGGAGCAAAGAGACGUCAUAAAGGUGGCACCAGCAGAAGAGUCAAAGAAAGUUGAAAGCAAAAACAUCACAGAGGAUGAUCAGAAGGAUGGAGAAUGUGGAAAUGAAAAGGAAGAUUUGCAGCCAAACUUGGACGAGAUGACUGAAUCAGAGCUUGAAGAAUAUUAUGAUAAUUUACGUGAAAAAGAAAUUGACAAGUUAUGUAAUCUAGACAAUUUAGAAGUGGCUAGAAGUGCAUAUCCACCAAAACCACAGGAAGUGAAAAAGAAGCCAGUUGUAAUCAAGAAGAAGAAUCAUGUCAUUGAAGACAUAUUGAAUGAUGUGGAAAUGCACCACGAGUCAGACGAAAGCGAUAGCGACACUGAAGUCGUGGAGACGGAGGAACUGUUUCUGCAAAAAUGCAACGAAAAUAUGAAAAAUCAAAUGCUGAAUCAGCUUAGCAGUAGUGACAGCGGUAAUAACUCUGGCAGCGAUGACAGCAUUGUAGAUGCACUUCGAAAAGAUGUAGACGGUGAUUCUGAUGAUUCCGCAGGCUCGAUUCUAAUGGAGAAGUUCUUGAAAAGCCUGAAUAAGGACCACCACGGGAGUGAUGAAGAAGAGGAGGAGGAAAAGAAAAGUAAUGCGAGUGAUCAAGAGGAUAACAAUGAAGUGGAUUCUAAUAAUGAAAAGAAGACUCAAGCAUCUGAAAAAUGUGACAUACCGAAAGAAAAUGAACAAAACUUUAUUGAUGAAAGCAUAGAACCAGACGACAAUGAGGAAGCGAUGGAAAAGUUGAAACAACGGCUUCAAAAAUCAGCUCAAACAAAAGAUGAGUCGAAAAAAGUUAGUUCGGAUGAAAAAUCUGACAAGGAAAAAUCAGGAGAAAGUAAGAUAAGUGGAAGUAAAACUACAAUCAUUGAUCCAAUCGAUAAGCAAUUGUUUAGUAAGAAAAUGUUUCGAGAAGUCGAUGAAACAUUGCAAAAGGAUCGCGACAGGCGUAUGCCAGGCAAAGAAAAUGGUUCGGUUACUGAUCGCUCGGAACGAAUUGCAAGUGAGGAUUCUGAUGUUGAACUACUGGACGUAUCGAUGUUCCAACCAAAGCGAAAGCUUAAAGAGAAACCAUUAGAAAGCUUUGAUUUCAGUGUUACGGCUAAGCGAGGCACUCAGAUAAAAAGGAAAGAUGUGAAAGAGGAUGACUGUAUUAGCCUCAGCUCUGAAAGCGAAGCCGAGGUAGAAGAACCUAAAGAUGAAACGGAGGAAAAGGAGAAUAAACAGCGAAAAAUUCGCACUAUGCUAACCCAAGAUCAGCUGGCUGACGAAACCAAGACUGCUCAGAAAGAUGAGGAAAUACGAGUGUCCAGAUUGAAAAAGAAGAAUGACCACUUGAAGAAAUUUCUGGCCACAUUCAAACCUGGGCCAGAUGAAAGCAAUCUUGUAUUGGAUUAUGAUUCCAAAACCAAUAGUCCAAUUUGUGUACACCCUGAUAUUGUUAAAUUGCUCAAACCACAUCAGCGGGAGGGAGUUCGAUUCAUGUACGACAAUACAUAUGGCAGUAUAGAUUACAUCAACAAGCACCCGGGCUCUGGAUGUAUUCUUGCACACUGUAUGGGCCUUGGUAAAACUCUACAACUUAUCACAGUGUUGCAUACGGUGAUGCGAUACCCUCAACUAAAAACCAGAAGAGUGUUGGUGAUUUGCCCUAAGAGUACUGUGAUGAAUUGGAGCGAUGAAAUUCAACAUUGGCUUGGUUCACUUAAAAGCGGUCCUCGUCUGAAAGUUUUCUAUUUCCCCGACAACAGCGACGUAAACGAUAAGCUAAAAGUGCUCAGCGAUUGGUACUCUUCCACGGCAAACCGGUGCGGUUGUAUGCUUAUUGGUUACGAAGCCUUCCGCGUUCUGGUUAACUACGAGAAGCGCAAGAGGACCCCGUCGAAUAUCCUAGCAGCAAAAGCCGCUUUCGUAAAGAAAAAGGUAGACGAAUAUCUGCUCAACCCGGGUGCGGAUCUGGUCAUCUGCGAUGAAGGGCAUCAAAUUAAAAAUAAGAAAUCUGCCAUAAGUGGAGCGGUAUCACAAAUUAAAACUCGCCGAAGAAUUGUGCUGACUGGAACACCUAUUCAGAACAAUUUGAAAGAAUACUACUGCAUGGUGAAUUUUAUUAAGCCAUCUUUCCUCGGGAGCGACAGAGAGUUUAACAAUUUGUAUGCGAAUCCUAUCAAAAAUGGUCAACAUAAGGAUUCCGAUAGUCGUGCCAUUAAAAUUAUGAAACAAAGAUCAUAUGUACUGCACAACAAAUUAUCAAAGUUUGUUCAGAGGCGAGAGGCCGGAGUGCUGAAGGAGUUCCUACCGGAAAAGUUUGAGUAUGUGUUGUUCGUUCCACUAACGCCCGUACAAGAAAAAAUGUACGAAGUAUUUCUGCAAAUGAAUGAAUACAUUACGCCUGCUGGUGAAAACAUCGCAGAGGGAGCAAGAGGCAAAAAGUUUAAGCUACUAGCCGAUUACACUUCCCUCAGAAAGAUUUGGACCCAUCCUAAAGUUUUGGAAAAAGCAUGGGAAACGGCAGUUCAAGAGAAAACCAAACGGGACGCUCGGUUCCGUUUGACAUCUACACCGGACUCAGACGACGAUCGCCCUGAUGAUUACAACGACAUUUCCUCUGGAGCUCUUUCGGUCACCAACGAUUGGUGGCGGAGACAUCUGGAAGCCAAUGAUCUGGAAUCACUUUAUCCAAGCGGUAAACUACGGGUUAUGUUUGAGAUAUUGAAACAAUGUCACGAAAGGGGAGAAAAGUGUCUAAUUUUCUCUGCAUUUGUUGCUGUGUUAAACGUGGUUGAACACUUUAUGGCAAAGAUACAUAACCAGGGAAAGGAUCCAGCGGCUGAUGUGUAUGGCUACAGCGCAUUUAAGGGCCCGUGGGAGCCAGGCAUCGAUUACUACCGCUUGGAUGGUAAAACGCAGAAAACUAUCCGCCAUAGAAUGAUUACAUCCUUCAACGAUCCUUCAAACAAACGAACAAAGUGUUUCCUAAUUUCGGCAAAAGCCGGUGGCCAAGGCAUAAAUCUGAUUGGAGCAAACCGAGUUAUUAUUCUGGACACCUCUUGGAAUCCGUCUAAUGACCAGCAGAAUAUUUUCCGGAUAUUCCGAUUAGGACAGAAGAGAAAAUGUUUCGUUUACCGGCUUUUGGCUAUGGGGACAAUGGAAGAGAAGGUGUAUUCAAGAUCUGUCACUAAACAGGCAAUGAGUUUUCGAGUGGUCGACGAGCAGCAAAUCGAUCGACAUUACAGUUUUUCAGAGCUAGCUGAAUUGUACAGUUUAUCAAGGGUAGCAGAUCAAGUUCGGGAAACACCCAUACUUCCAGCGGACGAUUUGUUAGCUUCAUUAUUACGAAAUUAUCCUGCGUGUGUAUUUAAAUAUCACGAGCAUGAUUCGCUACUUGAGAACAAACCAGAGCAAGAUCUGAGUGAGGAAGAGAAGAAGGAAGCGUGGGCUGCUUACGAGCGUGAGAUACAGAACAACGAGAAACCAUCGUAUUUGGGAAAUUUGGGAAUGAUGCCUGGUUUUCUGGGAGCAGGAUUUCCCGGACCACCAGGUUCCGGUAUUGGACCCUAUCCACCGAUGAACUAUCCUGGACUCUCAGGAACUUUGGCUGAUAUGUAUCGAAAUGAUUUCGGUUAUGGCUCUAGUAUGAAUAGGCUCAUGUACCCAUAUAGCCAGCAACCGUUCCCAAUGAUAAAUGAUCCGAGCUAUUCGUCAAUCAUGGGUAAACAACCGUUUCCCAAUUUUAAUUUGCCUGGUUCAUCGAGUAGCAUUCCGGACUUUGCAUAUCCUUCUGCAAUGAACGGCCAAGGGGCACCCGGGACAGCUAGCUAUAACUCGACAGCAGCGUUACAAACACUUUUAGAUCUAUACGCCAAAUCCAUGUCCGGUGGAAUGAGUUCCAGUACCAUAACAACCACUACAGCAGCCCCAGUGGCUGCCAGUACUUCGGCGUCGUCAGUAGGCGUUUCGCCGUACAAUGCGCUGAGCUCAUUGAAACAGUUCAACGGGUUUCCUCCACCGAAUCCUCCAGGUGUUAGUCCCAGUCUAUCACUUCCUUCUCCACAGCAUCCUCCACCUCCUGCAGUAAGCUCACAAACCCCAGCAACCUCAAACAACGCUGCCCUUAUUAAUAUGCUCAACGAACAGCCUAUGCCAAUGUCAUCGGCAGCUUCUUCCGGUCCGUUUUCACAUCUAAAUUCUCCUCUACCUGCUCCCUCCAUUCCAAUACCUCCGCGAAGUACUCCUAGUACAACAGUAACGACAAUGGCAAUGCCCUUACCAGUAUUAACCAGCUCCACAGUGGUCAAAAGUGUUGCUCCAAGCAUCAGUGCCGCAUCGAACCCACCUGUUUCAAUGCAGCAAUUGGCGAAAUCUAGUGGACCAUCGGCACUACCCAUCACCAAACAUGGAACAAGUGACAAUAACCCAGGUAACGCAAAACCAAUUCCAUUAACAACUACAACGAUAGUAGCCAGUGAUGACGAUGAUGUGGAUGACGAUGGUGUCCCUCGGCCGCAUAUAAUUGUACGAGAUCCUUCGUCGAUAAAUGCAACAGGGCAGGCUAAAACGCAGGACAAAGAUAAAGUAGUAAAAAAAAUCAAUAUGGGUAUUGUCUAUCCAGAAGAAAAAAAUCAGAAAGAUCAGUCCAAAAAUAUAAUGUUAGGUGCGAAGAGUAUAACUAACUUAACAAAGCCGACGAUAGCUGUAAAAAAUGUAGAAAGUAUGAAGGCGGCCGUCCCGACUGCAACCACAUCUGGAAGUAACUUGAAAACCGUUUCGCCAGUGCUCGCCCAGCCACGCCCUGGAUCUGUCAGUAGCAAACCCAUGCGUGCUUCACCCAUGCAACUAACGCAUCAAAAUCUCACUAAACCACAACAACCUACUGCUGUACAUCAUCCCAUGGUUCGUGUACCACCGGCAGGAAGCUCGCAGAGUAUAAUCCAAAAGCAACCGUCUGCGCCACAACGGCAACAGGUGCCGGUGAUUACCAGUGCCAAAUCGUUGCAAAUGUCUUCGGUGAACUCUCAAGCGACUCCUUCGCCCGGAUCUUUCAAUCUACAACAACGACCACCAAACCUUUCACCAGUAACAUCCAGCUCUUCCACGGUUCUACCCAGCACUAGUUCAACAGCAUCCCUUCCGCGCGGUGCAAUUGCGGCUCAGCAACUCCGGGAACUGCAACAGCGAAUGAAUAUAAACAGCAACUCAAGUACUAAUCAUUCACCAGGUCAACCUAGCAAUUUAGUUGUAUCCAAACCGAAGAAAACUGCUGCUCAAAUAAUUGCUAAUAGACAAAGAUCGUUGGGUGCCGUGAAACAACAACAGCAGCAGCAACAACAACAACAGCAAGUACACCCGGGAGGACUUUUUGCGUCACCUGCCUCCAAAUUACUAAGCGUUAAUCAGAGGCAGCAAAAAUCACCUAUUAACACAGUUGCAACCAGCUCUUCUCCACGAAUUACAAAAACCGCUUCUCCGUUAUCGGACAGCGUUAGUAUUACCAAAAUUACCAGUACUGGUCAGCGGAUAGCAAUGAACAAUCCGUCUAUUAGUUCAAUCAGCAAUACUAAUAGUAAUUCUCCCAACAUCAGUCCUGCUCUUCUAAGCAGUAGUAUAGGAAGAAAGCAGGAUCUGGUUAUUACUAAAACAAUUCCUGGUGCUGCUACAGUGCGAAAGGUAGUUUCCGGACCGAACAUGAUCGUUAAACAGCACAUGGCGCCAGUCGCAAAACGAAGCUUCCCAUCGGUAACGCCAGCGAUGAGGAAUACAGCAACAACGUCAACAACACCCGCGACAGCGAUGAAUUCAACGAUGGGAAGCACUGGUAGCGUGAAUCGAAUUAUUUCGACCGCCGCAAACAGCAGCAGUGGUAACAGCAUUACAGUACGAAAACGUAAAGCCCCCGAACCAACACUAAUAGAUAGCCUGAAGGCUAAAAACAAUUCCAUCACCAUCAGUGAGGUUCGGUCGAUCUAUCAACCACCGGCUGCCAAGAAACCUAAUCAGGGUACACCAGCACAAGCACAGAAACGGUUAGGAAGUGGUAUCACGAUCACGCCUAGAAAACCAACAAACCAACAGGCGCAACAAAAUGUCGAAGUGGUGGAGAUUGAAUGAACCCCAACGUCAGCAUCCAGCAAGUCGAUUAAAGAAUAAAUGAAUGCAAUAUCCUCCUUACGUCCUGGAAAUAGAAGGCUUGCUGGGAUGCGUUACCAGUACAGAGCACUUUCCUGUUAGGUUAAAGUGGGGAGCGAGUAAAUCCUACAGGAAGUCCAGCGGAGUACCAGUUUAAGAGCAUAUUUUAAGCAACAUUAAUACAGGAAACCAAAACUAAUUUAAAAAUAACUGUACAACAUAACUCGCUUGAGAACGAUUUUCUUCCUGGUGAAUAUCUACAAAUUAGUGCAAGCGAAAAUUUGUGUACGUCGUUUAGAGCAUAUAAAAGCUAUAAAAAAAGAAAUCGUCGCACAAUAAUAACAGCAAAUUUUAGUUGUGACAUAUUACUAUUUUCGAAACUAAAUAACUCAGCAUGUUUUACCAGGCGAAUCGUUUCGAAUAGAAACAAAUUCUACGAUGACAGAACUGUCAGCCUCUUGUACAUAUAUGGUUCAAAAACUAGCCAACCACUAUUUAUUUAAAUUUUUAAAUUAUUUGUGGCAGAAAAUCAAUCAAUGUGAAAAAAAAUUAGAAAAAAAUCGGUUUAUAUAACUGUGAAUAGUUACACAACGAUUGAUGUUCUCUUCAUCAUAGUAAUUAAGAUCUAGAAAGUGUAAAUAGUGAAAGAUACAAUUUAAAACACUGAAGAAAGGGAAUCGUUUACUUUUAAAAUGGCAAUACAUUAUGUACAUUUGUUAAUAGCAUUUGUGAUUCCACGGAAGGUACUGAUAAUAAACAUGAUUUAACUUGUGAUACAGAAA
Wyeomyia smithii (pitcher-plant mosquito) is the source of this 10222-nucleotide messenger RNA. Its product is annotated as transcriptional regulator ATRX-like. NCBI's taxonomy places the organism in Eukaryota, Metazoa, Arthropoda, Insecta, Diptera, Culicidae. Gene Ontology annotation, molecular function: ATP hydrolysis activity; ATP-dependent chromatin remodeler activity; ATP binding. The transcript is spliced from 9 exons. Gene Ontology annotation, cellular component: nucleus. The coding region runs from base 522 to 9422 and encodes 2966 amino acids. The record is from RefSeq and is a predicted model, not a curated record.